Danaus plexippus (monarch butterfly) is the source of this 853-nucleotide messenger RNA. RefSeq names its product dynein light chain Tctex-type (gene Dlc90F). The record is from RefSeq and is a predicted model, not a curated record. Gene Ontology annotation, cellular component: cytoplasm; cytoplasmic dynein complex. Gene Ontology annotation, biological process: microtubule-based movement. NCBI's taxonomy places the organism in Eukaryota, Metazoa, Arthropoda, Insecta, Lepidoptera, Nymphalidae. The transcript has 3 exons. The coding region runs from base 125 to 475 and encodes 116 amino acids. Gene Ontology annotation, molecular function: dynein intermediate chain binding.
AUAACUGCUUUUACCUGUCAACAGCUAUUAAUUUGGGAGUUUGAGAUUUUUCGUAGUGUCAAAUUUUGUUGUUUUUAUAUUUUUCAGAAUCAUCAGAAACUCUGAUACCGUUUAAUUUGUAAAAAUGGAAGUCAAAGAAUGCAAUGACUUAACAGAGGAAAAUCAAUUUAUUGUGGAUGAUGUGAGUAAAAUUAUUAAAGAAGCGAUUGAGAAUUCUAUAGGGGGUAAUGCAUAUCAACAUAAUAAGGUAAACCAAUGGACAUCUGCUGUUGUGGAAUCGUGUUUGGGACAACUUACGAAAUUGCAAAAGCCUUAUAAGUAUAUAGUGACAUGCACAAUAAUGCAGAAGAAUGGCGCCGGGUUACAUACAGCCUCUUCCUGUUUUUGGGACAACAAUACUGACGGAUCCUGCACCGUCCGCUGGGAGAAUAAGACCAUGUACUGCAUUGUCUCCGUAUUUGGAUUAGGCAUUUGAUUUAAAUAUAACAGCCUCUUACAAUUAUGAAUAAAAAAAAAAAAUAAGUCAACUGCACGUAAUGAUCAAAUUGAUAUGUUUAAAUAGCCUCUCAGAAUUGCUUAUUAUAAAAAUAUAAUUAAUCAAUAUUAAAUAUGUAUAAUUUUUUCUUAACACCACAUAUAGUUUAUACUGUAGUAUUCAAAAAACUGUUCCGUAGAAAAUAUGUUUUCUAUGCUUAUAUUGUGAAGAUUAAAUUAUUUAUUGGUAGUAUCUUUGUUUGUAACAAUGACAAUAUAUAUCAGUCUAACAGCUUAAAAUAAAGUAUAAUAGUCAUUACUUAAUUUUAGGUAGGUAGGAUAUAUUUUCGUACACAAUAAAUAUAAUUACACAAAAUUC